AUGUCUUCCCAAUCUGAAUUGACUUGGGCUCAAAGAGCUUCACGUCAAAAGGUGGGUCGAUUUCUCCAACCCAACAAGCGACGAUUGGACAAUCCAACUGAUGUACCACUGGUGGGUACUGUUCUCUAUGAAGAUAACGACCUAAAGGGUCAAAUUUUGGCAAGCAAGGCUAUGGCGAUUAUUCAGCAAUCCCUUUCUUCUGGUUCUGUUCUGUUCACGUUUCAGAAAACUUUGUUUCCUGAUCGUGUUGCCGCUUACAAAGUGAUUCAGGAUCAAAUCUCACCUGACGUGGAAUUUCGACCUCUUAGUUUGUAUGAUUCUCGUGCUGAUGGUUCUCUGCUGAUUGAAGCCAGGUUUGCUCAGGUGGAGCAUGCACAACUGGCUAUGCGUGAAGGGGUGACUGUACAAGGUGUAGUGUACAAAGCGUCUACCUCCAAGGAAAGUGCUGAAUUUGGGGAUGUCAAGCAUGUGCGGUUUACACUUAUGCGUAUGGUGGACAAGACCACUUUUUUGUCGGAUCUUAUGGAGUCCUUGUCGUACUUUGGUAAGGUACUGCAAGUGAAGAAGUUUACUCACCGUGGUUACUUUGAGGGUAAACUUUCGGUGAUUUUGGAUACUUCUGUUGGAUUUCAGGUAGGGGAUGAGUGGCAGGAGGCCAAGCCCCUAGAUAGAAUGCUCUAUCUGAGCGAAUUUGACUGUUUUGUGCCAGCGACUUAUCAAGGUGCUCCACCUGUUUGUCAUUUCUGUCAACACAGCGGUCAUGUUCGCGCCAAAUGUCCUGAAUUGGCUAGACGUCGUUGCUUUAGGUGCAAUAAGCAAGGGCACAUGUUACGUUUUUGUCCUGAAAAGGAGGUUCAGUCUGCAAAUUUCACCAAGAAGCACAAAGUUCACCAUCAUUCUGAGGAUUCUGAGGAUGUCACUCUGGCUCGUAAGAACACUGUGGAAUUGAUGGAGUAUAUUGAGAAGGAAAAAUUAGGCGUAGGUAAGGAGGUGGAGAAGGUAGAAGAAGAAGAACUCGACUAUCGUGUAGUCGAGGAUGAAUCUCUUCAGGGUGAAAGUGUUGACGAAUCUGAAAAUGAUGAGUCCACUGGUAACGAGGAUUUGGAUCUUCUGAGUGAAGAUAACCACCAGGUAAGUAUGAAUGAGGAUGAGGACAUGGAGGACGACAAGAUUGUGUUUGCUGGAGCUCCCAAGAAGCUGGAUACCGUGUGUGGAAUACAUCCACUAUGA
Messenger RNA from Mucor velutinosus, 1230 nucleotides. RefSeq names its product Homoserine dehydrogenase. The record is from RefSeq and is a predicted model, not a curated record. Gene Ontology annotation, molecular function: zinc ion binding; nucleic acid binding. The transcript has a single exon. NCBI's taxonomy places the organism in Eukaryota, Fungi, Mucoromycota, Mucoromycetes, Mucorales, Mucoraceae. The coding region runs from base 1 to 1230 and encodes 409 amino acids.